Molecule: messenger RNA, 1922 nt
Organism: Jaculus jaculus (lesser Egyptian jerboa)
Lineage: Eukaryota; Metazoa; Chordata; Mammalia; Rodentia; Dipodidae
Gene: Zic1
Product: Zic family member 1
Exons: 3
Coding region: 206-1546 (446 amino acids)
Biological process (GO): central nervous system development; regulation of transcription by RNA polymerase II
Cellular component (GO): nucleus
Molecular function (GO): RNA polymerase II cis-regulatory region sequence-specific DNA binding; DNA-binding transcription factor activity, RNA polymerase II-specific
Source: RefSeq, a predicted model, not a curated record
CGCCGGGCCGGGCGGGCGCAGGCUUGCGCCUCGCCGCCGCCGCCGCGGGCUAAGACUUCGCUAGGUGGGUCGACUCCCCCUCCCUCCUCUUCUUCUUCUUCUACUUCCUCCGCCUCCCGUUCCUCCUCCUCCUCCCGAUUUUCCCUCCGCGGCGGGAGAGGGUGGGGGGGAAGGGGGAGGCCGGGGCUCGCCCCGAGCAGCCACGAUGCUCCUGGACGCUGGCCCCCAGUACCCCGCGAUCGGCGUGACCACCUUCGGCGCAUCCCGCCACCACUCGGCGGGCGACGUGGCCGAGAGAGACGUGGGCCUGGGCAUCAACCCGUUCGCCGACGGCAUGGGUGCCUUCAAGCUCAACCCCAGUUCGCACGAGCUGGCCUCGGCCGGCCAGACGGCCUUCACGUCGCAGGCGCCGGGCUACGCGGCCGCCGCGGCCUUGGGCCACCACCACCACCCGGGCCACGUCGGUUCCUAUUCCAGUGCGGCUUUCAAUUCUACGCGGGACUUUCUGUUCCGCAACCGGGGUUUUGGCGACGCGGCGGCGGCCAGCGCACAGCACAGCCUCUUCGCUGCUUCGGCCGGCGGCUUCGGGGGCCCACACGGCCACACGGACGCUGCGGGCCACCUCCUUUUCCCUGGGCUUCACGAGCAGGCGGCGGGCCACGCUUCACCCAACGUGGUCAACGGGCAGAUGAGGCUCGGCUUUUCGGGGGACAUGUACCCACGGCCCGAGCAGUACGGCCAGGUGACCAGCCCGCGGUCUGAGCACUAUGCCGCGCCACAGCUGCACGGCUACGGGCCCAUGAACGUGAACAUGGCUGCGCAUCACGGCGCGGGCGCCUUCUUCCGCUAUAUGCGCCAACCCAUUAAGCAAGAGCUCAUCUGUAAGUGGAUCGAGCCCGAGCAGCUGGCCAACCCUAAAAAGUCGUGCAACAAAACUUUCAGCACUAUGCACGAGCUGGUCACACACGUCACGGUGGAGCACGUCGGUGGUCCAGAGCAGAGUAACCACAUCUGCUUUUGGGAGGAGUGUCCACGGGAGGGCAAGCCUUUCAAAGCCAAAUACAAACUGGUCAACCACAUCCGAGUACACACGGGCGAAAAGCCUUUUCCCUGCCCUUUCCCUGGCUGCGGCAAAGUCUUUGCGCGUUCUGAGAACCUAAAGAUCCACAAAAGGACGCACACAGGGGAGAAGCCGUUCAAGUGCGAGUUCGAGGGCUGCGACCGGCGCUUCGCUAACAGCAGCGAUCGCAAGAAGCACAUGCAUGUGCACACGAGCGACAAGCCCUACCUGUGUAAGAUGUGCGACAAGUCCUACACGCAUCCCAGCUCGUUACGCAAACACAUGAAGGUCCACGAAUCCUCCUCUCAGGGCUCGCAGCCUUCACCCGCCGCCAGCUCGGGCUAUGAGUCGUCCACGCCACCCACCAUCGUGUCUCCUUCCACAGACAACCCGACCACCAGCUCCAUGUCGCCCUCCUCCUCUGCUGUCCAUCACACAGCCGGCCACAGUGCGCUUUCUUCCAAUUUUAACGAAUGGUACGUUUAAAAUCAGAAACAAUACAAACCGAAGAAAACCCUAUUUAAGAGACUGAACACAACACGUAUGCCAAUAUUAUUGAAGAAACCUUGUGGAUCAAAACAGCCCCACAUACGGACCCCACAAUGCUUUCUUUUUGUUUGUUUGUUUUUAAUUUUAAUCUGCCAGUAGACCCAGGACCGAGUAGGAGAGAGGAAACAGCAGCCUUUAAUUUUUUUCUUUUUCAUUUCUGUUUUUGUAAAAGACUUAGUAGCUGAGGGGCCGGAGGGGUUCGAGGAGGAGCUGAUGUCUGACCAAAUAUACCAAUCCCAGGGGCCCAGGGGCCAAUUUUUUGUUGGGUCAGAACAAGCAAUCUGGGACUUCUUUUUUUUCCCCCCCUCUCUCU